AUGGGAAAAACUAGUAAAAAAUUUGGCAACAAUCUUCAAAUCUCUCAUCAUCAUUUUAAUGUUUUUUUGCUGCUGUCGUUGAUUUCAUGGUUUGGAUCGACCGAAGCAUACCAGAAUUACACGGUCGGAGACUCUUUGGGUUGGUAUGACAAACUCCUCAAGCCUACCGUCGACUACCAGAAAUGGGUCGCCAGCAAGAACUUCAGUCUCGGUGAUUUUCUAAUAUUCAACACCGAUAGCAACCAUUCAGUCAUUCAAACAUACAACUUGACCACUUACCUUAAUUGCGACUAUAAUAAUGCGCAAGAUAAUGAUACAAUGGAAUGGGCUAAUAGCGAUCUCUCUUCUACGUCACCCGAAAAAGUGUCUAUUGAAGUUCCUUUAGUCACAAUUGGCAUGAACUACUUCUUUUCUGGAACAUAUGACGGUGAUCAAUGCAUGAAUGGUCAACGAUUUAAUAUUUAUGUUACUUAUGGUGAAGGUCUUCCCCCAAGCCUAAUUGAUGAUACUGAUGAUGAUUCUGGUGGUGAGGGUGAAGAAUCAUCUCCUGAUAUGUCAUUUCUUUUGAAUUAUCCGAUUUGGUUGACUAUCGGUAGUAUUCCAACUUUGGGAAAUCAAAGGAUGAGCCAUCAUCCUUAUCCCUCCGGCGUCGCGAUGAAGACGACAAUAUCGGUCAAAACGAAGUUGUUUCGUGCACAUUUAACGAUCGCGGGGAGUUCCGUCAAGCGUCGUUGCGAUCCGUCCGCAUUUCAGUCGUUCCGUUGUGUUCUAGUUGACGGAGCUAACGCUCGGUUAGUUGAUCCGGUGUGA
This is a messenger RNA of Impatiens glandulifera, 810 nucleotides long. RefSeq names its product blue copper protein-like. The transcript is spliced from 3 exons. Bases 1 to 810 code for a protein of 269 amino acids. Gene Ontology annotation, molecular function: electron transfer activity. The record is from RefSeq and is a predicted model, not a curated record. Lineage: Eukaryota; Viridiplantae; Streptophyta; Magnoliopsida; Ericales; Balsaminaceae. Gene Ontology annotation, cellular component: plasma membrane.